Molecule: messenger RNA, 2423 nt
Organism: Mytilus trossulus (common blue mussel)
Lineage: Eukaryota; Metazoa; Mollusca; Bivalvia; Mytilida; Mytilidae
Exons: 7
Coding region: 62-1795 (577 amino acids)
Source: RefSeq, a predicted model, not a curated record
CUUUCCUUUUCAUAAACAAAGAUUAGAAAGUUGAAGUUGACGGAUCUGUUAAAUCAUAAUAAUGUGUUAUUUAUCACCUUUAGCUUGUAUUGUUAUUGCCUUUUUUGUUAUAUCAACAGCCCAAAAGACAUUAGAAUCCCUUAACAAUGAGUUGCAUAUCACAAAUUUUAUUUCUUGUAAGCCUGUCAGUAUAAGAUUACUGAUUGACACCUUUAGGCCAUCGAAAGUCAAUUUUCAAGCUAGACUACGGCUGUUUAUCAUUUUACUCAGGAUGUCAUUGUCCUUUUGGAUUGUGUUCUCAACAAUGGUAGAUCAAGAUGUCAGUACACAACCUGGACCAAUAAUGGCAAUAUCAAAGAAUCACCACAGGAUAUACAGCAGAGAUGGGCAUGAGAAAAAGAACCAUAUUUCUACAAAUGCUAUUACUUCAACAUGUUCAAGCAAACCUGAACAGCAUUUUGUUCCAAGUGAUGUUCAAAGACAAGACAAAAAAGAAGAGGAAGAUAAAAAAGUUUGUUACUUAUGGAGACAGUUUGUUACUGAAGAGGCAAAGCAAUGCAUUAAAUGUUCCUAUCUUUAUGACCAUUUUUACCAGCCAAGUAACAAUAGUUACAGAUCAUUUCAAACAUACCCAGCCACACCAAUUAGAGAAGAUGAAGAGCUUAAUCAAGAAAUACCUUAUUUUAGACUUGGAAAUACCAGAGCUGUUCUUGAUGGCAACCCAACAGAAAGUGGCUAUGCAAAUAACCAAACUAUUAACUUAAGUAACCAUCGUAGGAGAAAUUUGGAACGCAUAAGAUCAGAAACAAAUGAUUUGAAUUCCUUGAUGGUAAGCACCAUGUCUAGUGGUUUUAGCUCCUUGACAGUGUAUGAUCCUGGUGCAUUCGUAACAUCAAAUCGUAGAAAUGAUUUUCAGCUCAUGUCAACAGUAUCAAACAGAGGACCUACCAUAUCUUCUGGUUAUGAAUCAGGAAGGGGAAUAAGGCAUGCUGUUUCAGGGUCAUUUACCUUCUCCCUUGGACUUCAGGUGGACAGAGACACAAACGAAGAACAAAAUAACCCAGUAAACAAUUCAAUUCAACAAGAUGAACCUGAACACUUGAGUGAUCUAAUGCCUGCUGUUUCUGCAGAUGUUUCUGUGGAACUGAGCUGUAUAGCAAGCGAAAAUGAAAACCCUCAGGGAAAUGAGGCAGUGAAUAACAACAUGCAAAUGACUAAAAUAUGUCCAUCAGCUGAUCUAUCUUUGCCUGAAACACAAAGAACAGUUUUAAGAACAGUACGUGAUCAUGAUCUAUUAGCAUGUGCAAAUCAGCAAGAGAAUGAAAGCCAGACACUAUUAGCAACUAUAGUAUCAUUACAUAAUAUUACUGAAUUAAAAGAAACAGAAUCAAGUUGCAGUUCUCAGUCUACCAUGCAAGCUUCUGGAAAUAUCAGUCUCCAAGCUGUUAAUCAGACUUGUGUACCUUCUCAUUGUAUACCGGUAUUAAAUAGAAAUUUAGAUCUGGAAAGUUCAAGACAGACUGGUGGAGAGGAUGCAAUUCAUUCAAUGAUUCCUGUCUCUAGAUCUGAUAAUCAAGCAACUGGUAACACAAAUGAGGCAAUUGAAAUUUCAGCAUCACAAACCCAGUCAGCUAUCCAGCCUAUUUCAUCAUCAUCUGGGAGAAUCAAUGAGCAUACCCACAGGAAUGGAAAUUAUUACGGGAGUUAUAAUCGACUACAGUUUGUGGAUGAUGCUUUGUUUGGAGAUGGUCAACUUCAAGAUACAAACACUGAUGAAGAUAAAGUUGACCAGUGAGACAAAUGUUCCUAUUGUGACCUAUGAGUUCGACCUUUCACAACUUAACUGAAAGUCCUACAGCUGCUUAGUAUAAAGGAAACAAAAUGUAAUUUCAAUACUUUUUUUUAUAUAAUUCAAAUAUACAUGAAAUAUCUUGAGUUUUAAUGAAUUUGUAAGGACCUUUUUACAUGAUAGUUGUGUAUUAACAUUCAACAUUUGAAAUAAGCUUGAUGCAUUAGAUAAAUUUGAUUGAGGGAGCAAAAGUUGGUCACCAAUUUGUUUAUGUAUUUUUAGAUUUUUCUUGCAUUUUUCCUAUCUUGGUUUAUAAUACAUAAUAAUAAUUAAGUAGGUUAGUAGGUUAGUUACUUUAAAACAUUAUGUAACCAUUCUUAAACCAAUCAAAACACACUUUUUAAAAUUUUAAGUAUAAAAAACUUUUGGUCUGAUUUGACUAUGACCUGAUAAAGGUGAUAAAGAUUUGUCUGUUUUUGGUAUUUUUAGUAAAAAAGGUCAAUUUCAAGAAUAUUUUUAAAUUUUGUAAACAUCUUCUAAAUCCAAAACAGUACUUGCCAGUAAAUAAUUAAACACAGAACAUGGUUCUUGUUUUGAUAUAAAAAAUGAAAUAUGUUAUGAUUACCAAUUUGAC